Molecule: messenger RNA, 1266 nt
Organism: Chara braunii
Lineage: Eukaryota; Viridiplantae; Streptophyta; Charophyceae; Charales; Characeae
Source: the annotation of a GenBank genome assembly
AAUUCGGAUUCAUCCGAACCAGGAGGACGUGUCCGCCAUGACACACGACCGGUGUCAGGACACCGUCAUGCUGUGCAUGGAAGUCCACAAGGAGCUGCAGGCAGACUGUCCGACUGAGGGUGAGUUAGUGACCAGUUUGAAUGUCGAGCCCCGCACACUCGGAGCCGAAUGCCUGGUGACGGUACGCGCUGAGUUAGCAGUCUUAAGCGACUCUCCGAUGAAAGCGGACACGUCGUCGCCGUUGGAAACUGCGGUGGCUCGGAUGAAUCCGAAUCAGGGCCCUGUGAGCAUGUCCCUCCCUGGUGCAGCUUUGGAGACGACCGUAAUUCGGAUUCAUCCGGGACAAACGGACGAAGGACUUGGCGGUUGUCGACUUCUAACGACUUUGGACAAGGACGAUUCCACCGACGACCGGAUUGAUCCGACACUCGGCGACGUCGGGAUGGAGCAACCAGUUCAGCUGGCAUACGAUGACCCCUUGUACUCCGGCCUUCACGACGAGGCGAUGGGAGAGGACGUUCUGGAGAAGUCCUCUGACGCUGUUGGAGAUAGAUUUCUCUAUUUGAGUGACGACGAUAAAGACACAGCGCACGAGGACAAGAAGUUAAGGGGGGGAGAGGUGUUGUUGGACAUCCAUGGGACCUUGAGCACAACACAAUGCGACACAGUGGCGACGGAGGAAACCCAACCUGUCAAUGUUGUGGACGUCGACGGUCUUUGUCCGGAGACGAACAAACUAAAAUUGCCCGUCGCGGACGUGGAGGAUUUUCGCCAUCGGGAUGGGGAUGAAUUCAUGCCGUCGCCGGUCAUCGACCCCGACAUCUCGAACCUGUCAAGUUUCCCUAUGAGUUUGGAGCACGUCGUCGCCGCAUCAACGCGCACGGGGGCGCCAAUCGUGCUGGGACUGCCAUCGGUGGGCUCUGGUGACGUUGAAGCUAAGCCUGGGUUUCCUCGAGAUGCAAGAGCAGUCCUUGAAGACGUUAUCUGCUCCCGGUUGCCGCUCACUAUGAUCGUCGCGCGUUUGCCGUCGCACAAUUUACAGGUUUCCGUCAAGGACAUCGUCGCACUCGUGGAUGGAUCCGGGGAGUUCAACGAUGAGGUCGUCAAUUUCUACAUGGCGAUGCUACUGGACGAUUGCGGUAGGACUGCGGCUACCAAGAAGACGUACACCUUUAACUCUUUCUUCGCCUCUACAUUGCUUCUGUGAGGUCCAGCAGCUGUUUGCAGAUGUGCUAAAGAUGUGGACCUCCUGUCUCAUGACCUCGU